AUGUCUAUUCUUCAGGCGGGCAAGAAAAACUUCACCCUGAUAACAGCUUUACUUCUCUGUAGCCUCAGCUGGAUCUCUGUCUCAGCUUCUGAGUCUCACACUGUGGAGGUCCAGUCUGGUGGAGACGUCACUCUGAUGUGCUCCAACAUUUCCAGCUUUAUAAUUACAACAGAAUGGUUCAGAGUGAUCAACAGAAAGAAGCCCAGCUGUGUCUCCUCUAUGUACCCAUAUGAUAGCAAUGCUUCCUUCUGUGGUGGAUUUCAAAAUAGAUUUGAGUUGAGUUCCAACAUCUGUACUAUCUUUCUUAAAAUCAAGAGAGUGGAUUCAUCUGACUCUGGACUGUAUUUCUGUGGGUUUUACAUAGAAAGACAUACAGUCAUUGUCAAUGCAACAUAUCUAAAAGUUCAAGAUGGUCAUUCUACCAUUAACCUAGAGGAGUCUGAUGGAAUAACAAACGUCAUGAUUGUGAUCCUGGGUGUUUUCCUCAAUAUAAUGGUCAUUGUUCUGGCUGUUAAAAUCAAGAGACUCCAGACAGCUGUGAAUAAAGAACUGAAGCCAGAAAGAAACAAGGUAAACCCAGCAUUAACUUAUAUAAACUGUGAUCUGGGCUCAGAUGAACUGAACUAUGCAGCUCUAAAUUUCCAGGCGAAACCCAAAAGAAGCAGCAGGCCUGCAUCAGAGAGAGAGCUGGAGCCACAUGUUGUGUAUGCUGCCACCAGAUAG
Messenger RNA from Perca flavescens (yellow perch), 723 nucleotides. RefSeq lists its product as uncharacterized. The record is from RefSeq and is a predicted model, not a curated record. The transcript has 6 exons. NCBI's taxonomy places the organism in Eukaryota, Metazoa, Chordata, Actinopteri, Perciformes, Percidae. Bases 1 to 723 code for a protein of 240 amino acids. Gene Ontology annotation, biological process: response to bacterium.